Messenger RNA from Parathielavia appendiculata, 975 nucleotides. Its product is annotated as GTP cyclohydrolase I. NCBI's taxonomy places the organism in Eukaryota, Fungi, Ascomycota, Sordariomycetes, Sordariales, Chaetomiaceae. The transcript has a single exon. Bases 1 to 975 code for a protein of 324 amino acids. Gene Ontology annotation, molecular function: zinc ion binding; GTP binding; GTP cyclohydrolase I activity. Gene Ontology annotation, cellular component: cytoplasm. The record is from RefSeq and is a predicted model, not a curated record. Gene Ontology annotation, biological process: tetrahydrofolate biosynthetic process; tetrahydrobiopterin biosynthetic process.
AUGGCUCGAUUCGAUUCCUCGUCGGGCUCCGAAAGCCCCGAUAGCCCCUCGGCCGUUGUAACGGGCGCUAAGCGAAGCAGGAAAAGGGGCAAUGGCAAGAACAGAUCGCGCGACCGAAAUUCCAACGAUGCCAACGCCGCGCCCGGUGCCAAUGGCGCCUGUACCAUUGGAGAGCGCCGAUCGAGCGUCAGCAAGCCGGCGCGCGAUUUCCGAGACAUGCCAGAACCGUCGCCCAAGAAGAAGAAGAGACGGACGGGUGCUGCCCCGGCCCCGAUCAAGGAAGCACCGACGCCCGACGCCGCCGCCGAGGCGUCAACCAGGUCGCCGAGCCCCGUCAUCGACUUCGACGGUCUUAGCCGGCCCGUCGUCGGGACGCGGGAACGGCUGGAAGAGGACGACGCGCAGAAAGAGGUCCGGCUGGCGCGGAUGAAGGGCGCCGUCCGGACGCUUCUCGAGUGCAUCGGCGAGGACCCGGACCGCGAAGGCCUGCUGGCAACGCCCGAGCGCUACGCCAAGGCCAUGCUCUACUUCACCAAGGGCUACCAGGAGAACGUGCGCGACAUCGUCAACGGCGCCAUCUUCCAGGAGGGCCACAACGAGAUGGUCAUUGUCAAGGACAUUGAGGUGUUUAGCAUGUGCGAGCAUCACCUGGUGCCCUUCAACGGCAAGAUGCACAUUGGCUACAUACCGGCCAACGCCGUUAUUGGCAUCUCCAAGCUGCCGCGCAUCGCCGAAAUGUUUGCCCGCCGCCUGCAGAUCCAGGAGCGCCUCACUAAGGAGGUGGCCAACGCCAUUAUGGAGGUGCUCAAGCCGCAGGGCGUCGCCGUCGUCAUGGAGUCGAGCCACCUCUGCAUGGUCAUGCGCGGCGUCCAGAAGACGAGCAGCAGCACCAUCACCAGCUGCGUGCUGGGCUGCUUUGAGAGGAAGGAGAAGACCCGGAACGAGUUCCUGAGUUUGAUUGGCGUCAACCGCUGA